GUCAGUUUGUUUAGAGUCCACUUCCUGCUUUCACUCUUCCCUAUGUGAGUGGCCUAACAAGUUAGUUUUUUGUGAAUCAUGUUCACAGUGUUCUAGAAACAGUGUGAAUGUAAGUGAACCAGAUCUUAGGACUGUGACCCUUGAUAGCUCAUGGGAGGACAGAGGUCUGACCUUCUAGCACUGAGACCACCAACUGGGAUGCAGCUUUUCUGUGUGAGCAUCAAGACCCUUCUUCUCUCAGUUCUGCUUCCCUGGCCAGGUGCAGGGCAAUUUCAUGAGAUAGGACCAAGAGCACCAGUCAUUGCUGUGGUUGGGGAGGAGGCUGUGUUGUCCUGUCACCUCAGCCCAUCAAUGGAUGCUCAAGACAUGGAGGUGACAUGGUACCGAAAUGAUCUUUCAGGCCUGGUACAUCAAUAUAGGACUUCCCAGGAUCAUUUGGACCACCAGAUACCAGAGUACCAAGGGAGGACAGAGUUCCUGAAGGACAAUAUUACCAAAGGGCACGUUGCCCUAAGGAUCUACCCCAUCCGACCUUCAGAUGGAGGGGAAUAUGGGUGUUCUUUGAAAGCUCCACAUUCUACAGUGAAGUACAAUUUGAAAUGUUGGUCACAGAAAAUUCACUUUUGACAAUGACCCAAAGCCAUUCUACUCCAGCCCUUGAGAGAGAGAAAGAAUGAAGGAAAAAGUAUAUCUCCUUCCUUUGAGGGAAAUAUUCUAGAAGGCACACACAUCAUCUCCCUUUUACAACAGUUACACCAGCAUAUCAAGGCUACUCCUAAAUUCUCAGGUAUGGCUCCUCAUAUUCACAUUGAGCCUGGCAAUAACAGAGACAUUAAGAUGACCUGCAUAUCCACUGGGUGGUUUCCAGAGCCUGAGAUACAAUGGAAGGACCCUCAAGGAUUGCACUUGGCACCAGCCUCUGAGACAAAGAGAAUAGAAGAAAAUGGACUGUUUCAUGUGGAAUCAUCUAUCACAAUGGAUAGAAGUUCAAGAACAGAAGUAUCUUGUGUUAUAAGGAACCUAAUACUCAAUGUGGAGAAGGUGGUGCUUGUCUCCAUGGCAGAUGCCUUGUUCCCCAAGGACUCACUUUGGGCAAUGUGGCUUACUCUUGUCCUGUUUCUCCUAGCUGUUGGUACAACCAUCUGUCUUCUACUUGUGUGUGCUAGAAAAUCCAAAGGUAAACUCCAGGAAGAACAUGACCUCUUAACUGAACAGAAAGAAGAAGAGAACGGUAAACUCCAGGAAAAAUAUGCAAAACUAGAAGAAGAGAACGGUACGUCCUAUUUAGUUUUCAACAUUCCACCCUUGAUGUUCUUUCAUUUUAAUAAAACAACAAAAUACAGACAUUGCAUUUAUGACCCAAACGCGUUUAGAAGCAGGUAAUAUAUCCUUCUGCUAUUUUUUAAAACGUAACCUAAGUAUUCAUAAGACAAGGAAUGAUGUAGGCCUAAAUGGAGAAGAAUGGGAUACAUCAUGUGGUGAGUUUGGGGCUGGGACUCAGGUGUUAAAUCUGCCCCAUUCAGUGAGGGCAGUCAUCUUUUCCGCAUAUAGUAAUUAGCUACCUAUUUCAUACUCAGUUCUUAAGAAACACUGAGGAAAAAAGACUCUCUUUUGCUAUGGAACUUGCUACCUUACGACAGAUGCAAAUUCCACAUUCAAAUAAUAAAGGUAAAACAAAUAUGGAAUAUGUUAUAGAAAAGGAUUCAUGAUGCUAUGAACACAUAAAAUAGAGUGGACUUAUUCAUGGGAUUGUGGAUUUGCUGAAAAGCAGCAAUGAAGAUGAGGCAAGUGGUAUUUCUUUAAUAUGAAAUUUAUUAUCAAGUUGGUUCCCAUACAACACCCAGUGUUCAUCCCAACAAGUACCCUCCUCAAUGCCCAUCACCCACUUUCACCGCCCUCCUACCCCCCAUCAACCCUCAGUUUAUCCUCAGUUUUUAACAGCCUCUUAUGGCUUGCCUUCCUCCCUUUCUAACUUUUUUCCCCUUCCCCUCACCCCCCCCCCCAUAGUCUUCUGUUAAGUAUCUCAGGAACCACAUAAGAGUGAAAACAUAUGGUAUCUGUCUUUCUCUGUAUGACUUAUUUCACUUAGCCUAACAGUAUCCAGUUCCAUCCACAUUGCUACAAAAGGCCAUAUUUCAUUCUUUCUCAUUGCCACGUAGUAUUCCAUUGUAUAUAUAAACCACAACUUCUUUAUCCAUUCAUCAGUUGAUGGACAUUUAGCCUCUUUCCAUAAUUUGGCUAUUGUUGAAAGUGAUGCUAUAAACAUGGGGGUAGAAGUGUCCCUAUGCAUCAGCACCCCUGUGUCCCUUGGAUAAAUUCCUAGGAAUGCUAUUGCUGGGUAUAGGGUAGAUCUAUUUUUAAUGUUUUGAGGAACCUCCACACUGUUUUCCAGAGCGGUUGUACCAGUUUGCAUUUCCACCAACAGUGCAAGAGGGUUCCCGUUUCUCCACAUCCUCUCCAGCAUCUAUAGUCUUCUGAUUUGUUCAUUUAGGCCACUCUGGCAGGCAUGAGGUGAUAUCUCACUGUAGUUUUGAUUUGUAUUGCAAUGAUGAUUACUGACUUUGAGCAUCUUUUCAUGUGUCUGAUGGCCACCUAGAUGUCUUCUUUAGAAAAGUGUCUAAUCAUGUCUUCUGCCUAUUUCCUCACUGGAUUAUUUGCUUCUCAGGUGUGUAAUUUGGUGAGUUUUUUUUUUUUUAUAGAUUUUAGAUACUAGCCCUUUAUCCUAUAAGUCAUUUGCAAAUAUCUUUUUCCCACUCCAUAGGUUGCCCUUUGUGGUUUUGAUUUGUAUUUCCCUGAUGAGGAGUGACAUUGAGCAUCUUUUCAUGUGCCUGUUGGCCACCUGGAUGUCUCUUUUAGCGAAGUGUCUAUUAAUGACUUCGUCCCAUUUCUUCACUGGAUUAUUUGUUUUUCAGGUGUGGAGUAUGGUGAGCUCUUUAUAGAUAUUGGAUACUAGCCCUUUGUCCAAUAUGUCAUUUGGAAAUAUCUUUUCCCGUUCUGUUGGUUGCCUUUUAGUUUUGCUGAUUGUCUCCUUUGCAGUGCAGAAGGUAUUCAUCUUCCUGAGGUCCCAAUAGUCAUUUUUGCUUUUAAUUCUCUUGCCUUUGGAGAUGUGUCAAGUAAGAAAUUGUUGAGGCUGAGGGGUUUUCCUGCUUUCUCCUCUAGGGGUUUGAUGGUUUCCUGCUGCACAUUCAGGUCCUUCAUCCAUUUUCAAUUUAUUAUUGUGAAUAGUGUAAGAAAGUGUUGUUUCAUCCUUCUGUAUGUUGCUGUCCAGUUUUCCCAACACCAUUUGUUAAAGAGACUGCCUUUGUUUAAUUGGAUAUUCCUUCCUGCUUUGUCAAAGAUUAGUUGGCCAUACUUUUGUGGGUCCAAUUCUGGAGUCUCUAAUCUAUUCCAUUGGUGCAUGUGUCUGCUAUUGUGCCAAUACCAUGCUGUCUUGAUGAUUACAGCUUUGCAUUAGAGGCUAAAGUCUGGGAUUGUGAUGCCUCCCACUUUGUUCUGCUUCUUAAAUAUUACUUAGGUUAUUCCAGGUCUCUUGUGGUUCCCUACAAAUUUUAGGAUUCCUUGUUCUAGCUUAGAGAACAAUGUUGGUGUAAUUUUCAUUGGGAUUUCAUUGAAUGUGUGGAUUGAUUUGGGUAGUAUCGACAUUUUAACAGUAUUUAUUCUUCCAAACCAUGAACACGGAAUGUUUUUCCAUUUCUUUGUAUAUUCUUCAAUUUCCUUCAAGAGCUUUCUACACUUUUCAGCAUACAGACCUUUCACAUUUUUUGGUGAGGUUUAUUCCUAGGUAUUUUACGAUUCUUGUAAUUUUGAAUGGGAUAAGUUUCAUUCUUUGUCUUUCCGUUACUUCAUUUUUAAUGUAUAAUAAUGCAACUUAUUUCUGUACAUUGAUUUUUUUAUCCUGCGACUUUGCUGAAUUAAUGUAUCAGUUCUAGCAGGCUUUUGGUGGAGUCUAUUAGGUUUUCCAUGUCAUCUGCAAAAAGUGAAAGCUUGACUUCAUCUUUGCCUUUUUUUAUGACUUUGAUUCCUUUUGUUGUCUCAUUGCUGAUGCUAGAACUUCCAACACCAUAUUAAACAACAGCGGUGAGAGUAGAUAUCCCUGACGUGUUCCUGAUCUCAGGGAGGAAGCUCUCAGUUUUCCCCCAUUGAGGAUGUUAUUAUCUCUGGGUUUUUCGUAAAUGCCUUUUAUGAUGUUUAAGUAUGUUCCUUCUAUCCGACUUUCUCAAGGGUUUUUAUUAAGAAAGGAUGCUGAAUUUUGUCAAAUGCUUUUUCUGCAUUGAUUGGCAGGAUCAUAUGGUUCUUUUCUUUUCAUUUAUUAAUGUGAUGUAUCACAUUGAUUGAUUUGAGAAUGUUGAGCCAGCCCUGCAGUCCAGGAAUGAAUCCCACUUGAUCAUGGUGAAUAAUAUUUUUUAUAUGCUGUUGAAUUUGGUUUGCUAGUAUCUUGUUGAGAAUUUUUGCAUGCAUAUUCAAUAGGAAUUUUGGCCUCUAGUUCUCUUUUAUUGCUGGGUCUCAGUCUGUUUUGGGGAUCAAAGUAAUGCUGGCUUCAUAGAAUGAGUCUGGAAGUUUUCCUUCUCUUUCUAUAUUUUUGAAAAUCUUGAGAAGGAUAGGUAUUAUCUCUACUUUAAAUGUCUUGUAGAAUUCCCCAGGGGAGACUUCUGGCCCCGGACUCUUAUUUGUUGGGAGAUUUUAGAUAACUGACUCAAUUUAUUCACUGGUUAUGGGUCUUUUCAAGUUUUCUAGUUCGUCCUGUUUGAGUUUUGGAAGUGUGUGGGUGCGUACGAAUUUGUCUGUUUCUUCCAGCUUGUCCAGUUUGUUGGCAUAUAGUUUUUUGCAGUAUUCCCUGAUAAUUGCUUGUAUUUCUGAGGGAUUGGUUAUAAUAGUUCAAUUUUAAUUAAUGAUUUUAUCUAUUUGGGUCUUCUCCCUUUUCUUUUUGAGAUGUGUGGCUAGAGGUUUAUCAAUUGUUCAUUUUUCAGAAAAUAAACUCUUGGUUUCAUUGAUCUACUAGAGUUUUUUUUUUUUUUUUUUAGAUUCUAUAUAGUUUAUUUCUGCUCUGAUUUUUAUUUCUUUUCUUCUUCUGGGUUUGGGUGUCUUUGCUGUUCUGCUUCUAUUUCCUUUAGGUCUGCUGUUAGAUUUUGUAUUUGGGAUUUUUCUUGUUUCUUGGGAAAGGCCUGGAUUGCAAUGUGUUUUCCUAUCAGGACUGCCUUUGCUGUAUCCCAAAAACUGUUGGAUUGUUGUAUUUUCAUUUUAAUUUGUUUCCAUACAUUUUUAAUUUCUUCUCUAAUUGCCUGGUUGACACAUUCAUUCUUUAGUAGGGUGUUCUUUAACCACCAUGAUUUUAGAGGUUUUCCAGGCUUUUUCCUGUAGUUGAUUUCAAGUUUCAUAGCAUUGUGGUCUGAAAGUGUGCAUGGCAUGUUCUCAAUUCUUUUAUACUUAUUAAGGGCUGUUUUGUGUCCCGGUAUGUGAUCUAUCUUGGAAAAUGUUCCAUGUGCACUGGAGAAGAAAGUAUAUUUUGUCCCUUUGGGAUGCAGAGUUUUAAAUAUAUCUGUCAAGUCCAUCUGACCCAAUGUAUCAUUCAGGGCCCUUGUUUCUUUAUUGAUCCUGGUAGAGAUGAUCUAUUCAUUGUUGUGUGGGGUAUUAAAGACCCUGCAGUUACCACAUUCUUAUCAUUAAAGUUGCUUAUGUUUGUGAUUAAUUGUUUUAUAUAUUUGGGGGGUUCCUGUAUUCGGCGCAUAGACAUUUAUGAUUGUUAGCUCUUCCUGAUGGAUAGACUCUGUAAUAAUUAUAUAAUGACCUUCUUCAUUUCUUGUUACAGACUUUAAUUUAAAGUCUAGUUUGUCUGAUAUAAUUAUGGCUACUCCAGCUUUCUUUUGACUUCCAGUGGCAUGAUAAAUAGUUCUCCAUCACCCACUUUAAAUCUGAAAGUGUUCCCAGGUCUGAAAUGAGUCUCUUAUAGACAGCAAAUAGAUAAGUCUUGUUUUUUAUCCAUUCUGAUACCCUGUGACUUUUGACUGGAGCAUUCAUUCCAUUUACAUUAAGUGUUAUUAUUCAGUGUUAAAGAUAUGGGUUUGGAGUCAUUGUGAUAUCUGUAGGUUUCAUGCUUGCAGUGAUGUCUCUGGUACCGUGUGGUGCUUACAACAUUUCACUCACAGAGUCCCCCUUAGAAUCUCUUGUAGGGCUGGUUUAGUGUGAUGAAUUCUUUCAGUUUUUGUUUGUUUGGGAAAACCUUUAUCUCUCCUAUUCUGAAUGACAACCUUGUUGAAUAAAGGAUUCUGGGCUGCAUUUUUUUUUUCUACUCAUCACAUUGUAGAA
This is a messenger RNA of Acinonyx jubatus (cheetah), 6303 nucleotides long. Its product is annotated as butyrophilin subfamily 1 member A1-like. Bases 790 to 1383 code for a protein of 197 amino acids. Gene Ontology annotation, cellular component: external side of plasma membrane. Lineage: Eukaryota; Metazoa; Chordata; Mammalia; Carnivora; Felidae. Gene Ontology annotation, biological process: regulation of cytokine production; T cell receptor signaling pathway. The transcript has 10 exons. Gene Ontology annotation, molecular function: signaling receptor binding. The record is from RefSeq and is a predicted model, not a curated record.